GCAAAAGGAAAGUGGAAGAUUCGAACGAGGAAUUUACUGAUAAAAAAGUGAAACAAACAGUUGUACCUACCACUCCUGAAUCUAUAGCAGAGUUUCUAGAAGGACAAGAAGGUGUCAAAGAUGAUUUCACAAAGCCACAUCAACUAUGUGAAAAUGAAUUUAACUUUCAAAGAAAAGGUAGAGAUGAAACACUACAUGGAAUAUAUGAUUAUAUUGUUGAGCGUUAUUUUAGAAUUAAGAAAGCCUCGGAUAAAGGGAAAAGUGUUGGUGGUAAAACUUAUCACCGUGUUCUCACAAUUCAAGCCACACCAGGAGGAGGAAAAUCUUUCUUUCUUGAUGAAUUGGCUGCCUUGAAAAAUGAAGAUUUUGAUAAUUAUUUGAGAAGCAAGAAUCGUCAACACCCUUUUAUUAUAGAAGACGAAGAGGACCAUUGUUACAAUGAGGCAGUUAAUAAUGUCAUAAAUAUGCUUCAUAAUUCGGUUGCAGUUUGCAUAACAUACAAUGGACAUUCAGCAUACAAUUUUGAUGAAUUCGUAGAUGAUAAUAUUGAAAGAGGAUUAGUAAUGCGUAUCUUAUGGAGUUAUUUUUUCGAUGAUGGAAAACUAAGCUGGCAGAAUUUUUGUGAGAAAUUUAAAACAAAUUUUGAAUCAUUGAACAUUCGUACUGCUGUUCAAAGCAUCUUUUAUCAUUCGAAGAAACGAAUACUUCUAUGCAUUGAUGAGAUUAUGAAAAUUUUGUCAGGCACUGAUACAAAUCAAAAACAAGCUAAAGUUAAUAAAUUCUUAAAUCAUCUCUAUAAUCCCUACCAAGAGUUUGCAAAAGAUAAAAAAGAGUUUAUCAAAUUUAAUUUUAUCCUGACUACACUUGAUGCAGUUUAUGUGCAAAGUAAUAUGACUGACUCAGGUAGACAAAUUGAAUGGAUACCAUUAAGAAGACUAGAGGUUUCAGAAUCGGCAGAAUUAUUUAAUGAAGUUAUAAGGAGUUUAAACUUAGAAGAGCAUAGGUUGUUUGUCAUUAAAAAAUGCAUUUCUGAUUGUAAUGGACAUCCGAGGACCCUAGAAAAAUUCUAUCAAGUUUUUAGUAGCAACAAAGAAGCUCAGAUAAUUCACAAUUACA
Entrophospora candida is the source of this 1116-nucleotide messenger RNA. NCBI's taxonomy places the organism in Eukaryota, Fungi, Glomeromycota, Glomeromycetes, Entrophosporales, Entrophosporaceae. The record is from the annotation of a GenBank genome assembly.